Messenger RNA from Engraulis encrasicolus (European anchovy), 2448 nucleotides. RefSeq names its product NACHT, LRR and PYD domains-containing protein 3-like. The record is from RefSeq and is a predicted model, not a curated record. Gene Ontology annotation, molecular function: protein binding. The coding region runs from base 1 to 2448 and encodes 815 amino acids. The transcript is spliced from 6 exons. NCBI's taxonomy places the organism in Eukaryota, Metazoa, Chordata, Actinopteri, Clupeiformes, Engraulidae. Gene Ontology annotation, biological process: intracellular signal transduction.
AUGAAGUUCCGAAGUGUGUUUGAAGGAAUUCCAAUGCAGGGCAGCCCUUCCUCUCUGGAGAGGAUCUACACAGAGGUUUACAUCACGGAGGGAGAAUGUGUAGAGGUCAGUAAUCAACAUGAGGUUAGACAGAUGGAAAUGACAUCCAAAACACACGUAACAAAGGUGGACACACCCAUCAAAUACACAGACAUUUUCAAACUAUUACCUGGACAAGACAAAUCCAUCAGAACAGUGCUGACAAAGGGGGUAGCUGGAAUUGGCAAAACAGUCUGUGUGCAGAAGUUCAUUCUGGACUGGGCUGAAGGACGAGCCAAUCAGGACAUUCACUUCCUGCUUCCUGUGCCUUUUCGGGAGAUAAAUUUAAUGAAACAGAAGGACUACUCUCUUGAGGACUUCAUCCAUCACUUUUUCAGGGAAACGGAUGGCCUUCUGUUUUCCACUGACGACAAAUACAAUAUUGCCUUCAUCUUUGAUGGUCUGGAUGAAAGCCGACGCCCUCUGGAUUUCCAGAAUAAUGAAAGCAUCUACAGUGCAUCAGAAUCUGCUUCUGUCGAUGUCCUUUUCACAAACCUCAUCAAGGGGAAUCUGCUUCCCUUGGCUCUCGUGUGGAUUACCUCCCGACCAGCGGCAGCUAGUCAGAUCCCUCCUGAAUUUGUUGACCAGUUGACAGAAGUACGGGGUUUCACUGACUCACAGAAGGAAGAAUACUUCGAGAAGAGAAUCACAGAAAAGGAAAUGGCCAGCCGAAUCAUUACACACCUUAAGUCAUCCAGGAGCCUCUACAUCAUGUGCAACAUUCCAGUCUUCACUUGGAUUGCUGCCACUGUUCUGGAGUUUAUCCUGACAGAAGCUAAGAGUGAAAAGAUUCCAUCUUCCUUGACUCAGAUGUACACAUAUUUCCUCAUCAUACAAGCCAAGCACAUUAGUCAGAAGUACAAAGACAUCUGGAACCUGAAGACCAUUCUGUCCCUGGGCCAACUGGCUUUCCAGCAGCUGGAGAAGGGGCAUCUGAUCUUCUAUGAAGAUGAUCUGAGAGAGUGUGGCAUGGAUGCCAAAGAGGCCUCAGUAUACUCAGGAGUCUGCACCCAGAUCUUCAGGGCGCAGGAUGGGCUGGAUCAGGAGAAGGUGUUCUGCUUUGUUCAUCUGAGCAUUCAGGAGUUCCUGGCAGCUUUAUAUGUGUUUUUGCACAUCAGCAGGAGAGAGAGCAACAUGCCCAAUAUGACUGCUCAAAGCCAAACCUCUCAGCUAUAUUCACUGCUCAGUGCUAGCAAACUCCAUGAGCUUCAUCAGACUGCAGUGGACCUGGCCUUGAAGAAUGAGAAUGGACACCUGGACCUUUUCCUGAGAUUUCUCCUGGGCCUCUCACUGGAAUCCAAUCAGAAACUCCUACUAGACCUUCUGCCACAUACAGUAAGCAGCACACAGGACACAGAGGAAACAAUCAAGUAUGUCAAAGACAAGAUCAGGGAAAACCCAAAUCCAGAGAGAUGCAUCAACCUGUUCCACUGCCUGAAUGAACUGAAUGAUGAUUCUCUGGUGAAAGAGGUCCAAGGGUACCUGUGUAAGGGAAAGUUAUCCAGAGAAGAUUUCUCUCUUUCCCAUCUGUCAGCUCUGGCAUUUGUGCUACUCAUGUCAGACCAGGAAGUGGGGGAAUUUAUCCUGUGGGAUUAUGGGAAAAAUGGCAGAUCAGACGAAGGUCUACUGAGGAUGCUGCCUGUGAUCAAAAGAUCAAAAAUAGUGAAGCUGAAGUGUUGUGGACUCACAGAGAGGAGCUGUUUAUUCAUAGCUUCAGCUCUCAGAUCAAACAAUUCAAGUCUGACACAGCUUGACCUGAGAGGCAACAAUCUGGGAGAUUCAGGAGUGAAGUUUAUUUUUACUGGACUGAAUCAUUCAAACUGCAAACUGGAGGGACUUAAGCUAUGGAAAUGCAACCUCACAGAGAGGAGCUGUUUAUCUCUAGCCUCAGCUCUCAGAUCAAGUCCUUCCAGCCUGAGACAACUGCACCUGAAUGACAAUAAUCUGGGAGAUUCAGGAGUGGAGCUGCUGUCUACUGGACUGGAGCAUACAAAUUGUAGACUGGAGACACUGACGCUGCAGUGUUGUGACCUCACAGAGAGGAGCUGUUCCUCUCUAGCCUCAGCUCUUAUAACAAAGUCUUCCAACCUCACACAUCUAAAUCUGAGUGCCAAUUAUCUAGGAGAUCCAGGAGUGGAGUUGCUGUCUACUGGACUGGAAUAUCCAAACUGUAGGCUGGAAACACUGGAGCUGUAUAGCUGUAAUCUCACAGACAGGAGCUGUGUCUCUGUAGCUUCAGCCCUCAGAUCAAACUCCUCCAGUCUGACAGAGCUAGACCUGAGAGGCAAUAGAAUUCAUCAGUCUGGAGUGGGGCUGCUCUUCGCUAUACAGAACGACCCAACAUAUAAAUUGAUCAAACUGUGGUGGUAA